Striga asiatica is the source of this 360-nucleotide messenger RNA. The record is from the annotation of a GenBank genome assembly. NCBI's taxonomy places the organism in Eukaryota, Viridiplantae, Streptophyta, Magnoliopsida, Lamiales, Orobanchaceae.
AUGUCACUAAUCAUGCCUGCUCUGUUUAAAAGAUUUUUUAUUGUUGUUUCUAAUUCGGGAAGACCAACCAUGAGGCUUCAGCCUGGUCUUGUCCAUCAAUACAUGCUUCUUGUACCUCUUCAAUGUACCCUAACCACAAGAGAAGGUCGUACAUAUAGGGUGACAAUAAGAGGGAAUGAUGAGCAUGCAUUCUGUGAUGAGGGGUGGUUAGAUUUUCCUAUUCCAAUUCAAUUCUUGCGGUCACAUGUGGUGGGUGAAUGUGAGGACUUGACUCGUUGCUUGCUGAUUGAUGAUACUCAGUAUGAAGUCGAAAUUGUAAAUCGGCAUGGCAAAAGUGUUGAUGCAAAAUAUGCGUGCUAG